Molecule: messenger RNA, 924 nt
Organism: Miscanthus lutarioriparius
Lineage: Eukaryota; Viridiplantae; Streptophyta; Magnoliopsida; Poales; Poaceae
Source: the annotation of a GenBank genome assembly
AUGAGCACACAGAGCAUCAUCGCUGUGAAGCAAUUCACUGGCCCUGCCAGAACGGCUCACACAUGCACUGCUCCCCAGCCUUCAGCUCACCAGCUGCUCAGUGCCAAAUACGAUAACUGUGGUGCAUCUCAAGCUGAAUUAUCGGAUCCGAUAUCACCAUCUAGUUCUUCCACAUUCUGCACAAGCAUGUACUCAUCGUCGUUGUUGACGAAUUCCAAGUCGUGCCGGCAAGCAGACGCUCUGCCUUUCCUGCCCCAUCCUCCUAAAAGUGAGCAGCAGCAAACAUCAGGUGGUCAGUCAUCCAGCUCUUCAUCGCUGCUCUUUGGUACUGACCUCAACAAUGGUGGUCAACGUGAGGCUGAACAUUCAGCUGAUCUCAAGGACUUUCUUAACCUUUCUGGAGAUGCUUCAGAAGACAGUUUCCACGAGGCAACUCCUAAGGGUGUGUUGAAGCUUAUGAAAGUAGAAGGCUUGACCAUCUAUCAUGUGAAGAGCCAUUUGCAGAAAUAUCGUUUUGCCAAGUAUCUUCCAGAGACAAAAGAAGACAUGAAGUCCUCUUCAGAAGACAAGAUACCUAAAUCAGAAAUACCAGGAAACAAUGCUGGCAUAAAGACGAGUUUACAACUAGCAGAAGCUCUUCGGAUGCAAAUGGAGGUUCAGAAACAACUUCAUGAACAAUUAGAGGUGCAAAGGCAGCUACAGGUGCGCAUAGAAGAACAUGCAAAGUAUUUGCAGAAGAUAUUAGAACAACAGAAGGCAAGGAAUUCCUUAUCAGCUAUGACAAGUUCAAUAGAAAGAGAGCCUUCUGAAUCUACAGAGGAAGAGAAACCCGAGACGCAAGCGGACAACUUCUUCAGCUCCAUUGCCAAAUUAAAAAGAAAUCAGAUACUGACAUGGAAUGACUCACAAGUCACAAGUGAAUAA